This is a messenger RNA of Cotesia congregata, 1029 nucleotides long. Lineage: Eukaryota; Metazoa; Arthropoda; Insecta; Hymenoptera; Braconidae. The record is from the annotation of a GenBank genome assembly.
AUGGGCAAUAAAAAUAGCUGCUGUGGAUACUCUAGUCCUCAAGGAGGUAGAAAGGAUCCUAUUGGCGAGAAUACCACUCGAGGUCUUGAGGAACAUCUUCCUGAAGGCGAGUUCAGUGUCACUAAUUUACAGCACAUAAGCGAACGAGAGCCUGAAGACUGGGAUUCUGAUCCUUCACUGCAUCCUUGCGCUGGGACGAUAUUUAUGGAGCGAUCGAAACAAUCCAUCGAAAAUGGUAUGGUACGAAAAAAAAGUCAACAUCAAAUAGCUGAUACGAGGCCUUUAAAAAAGAGCAGCAGCUGUAGUACUAUUUAUUUGGACGACAGUACAGUGUCUCAGCCAAAUUUGAAAAAUACUGUUAAAUGUGUUGCACUGGCUAUAUAUUAUCACAUUAAGAAUCGAACUUCGCAAAGGCAAAUAGAUAUAUUUGAUGAAAAAGUCCAUCCAUUAACUAGAGACGGAAUUGCGGAUGAUUACGAUAAGCACAAUCCUGAGCAUAAGCAAAUAUAUAAGUUUGUUCGAACAUUAUUUAACGCUGCUCAAUUGACUGCUGAAUGUGCAAUCAUAACGCUCGUAUACCUUGAACGUUUAUUGACGUAUGCAGAAAUAGAUAUAACGCCUGCUAAUUGGAAGCGUAUUGUUCUUGGUGCUAUUCUUUUGGCCUCAAAGGUGUGGGACGAUCAGGCAGUAUGGAAUGUCGAUUAUUGUCAAAUACUUAAAGACAUUACCGUUGAAGAUAUGAACGAACUUGAAAGACAGUUCCUCGAGAUGCUUCAAUUCAAUAUAAACGUCCCGUCAAGUGUUUAUGCUAAGUACUACUUUGAUCUCCGUACUCUAGCCGAAGCCAAUGAAUUAACAUUCCCCAGUGAACCGUUGAGCAAAGAUAAAGCUCAAAAGCUUGAAGCAAUGUCGAGGGUCUACGAAGACAAGGUUACUACCGAAGCACUGCGUAAUGGUAUUAAAAAAUGGUCCAGCUUGGAUAAUGUUUGUAUGGGCGGCCCCAGACGUAGUAUAGCCAUUCUUUCGUAA